CUUUUAAUAGCUUUGUCAUGUGAUGGAAAGCAGUUGUAAGACAGGUGCCCUCGGUUCAUUCUCGGCGAGGGGCGGCAGUUGCCUGUGUGCAAGCGAGUGGGAAGCGUGCGUGGAUUUCUUUUUUACUUGAUUUGUUUUCCCUUUUUUUUUCUUUUCAGCCCCUUUACCGACGCUUUUUGACGAUUAUAUUUGGGGUUUGUUUAUUUUUAUUUUUUUUCCACGGAGCCGUCAUUCAGUGGCUGGAUGGCGUGGGACAGGUGUAACCAGGAUUCGGUGUGGAGAGAAUUAGAGUGCGCUGCCUUGGUUGGCGAAGACCAGCCCCUCUGUCCCGAUCUCCCCGAACUCGACCUCUCGGAGCUGGACGUCAGCGACCUCGACGCCGACGGCUUCCUGGGCGGCCUCAAGUGGUACAGUGACCAAUCGGAGAUCAUUUCUGCGCAAUAUGGCAACGAGGCGUCCAAUCUUUUCGAGAAGAUAGAUGAAGAAAAUGAGGCCAACUUGCUGGCAGUGCUUACAGAGACCCUGGAUAGCAUCCCGGUGGAUGAGGACGGUCUGCCUUCGUUUGAGGCUCUGGCAGAUGGGGACGUGACCAAUGCCAGUGACCAGAGCUGUCCCUCCUCCCCCGACGGCUCGCCUCGCACCCCGGAGCCCGAGGAGCCUUCCCUGCUGAAGAAGCUCCUUCUGGCGCCCGCAAACUCCCAGCUCAGCUAUAAUCAAUACACAGGUGGCAAGGCACAGAACCAUGCAGCCAGCAGCAACCACCGUAUCCGAGCGCCACCUGCUAUCGUCAAGACGGAGAACCCCUGGAAUGGCAAAUCAAGAGGGGUCUCCAGCCAACAAAACCGCCCUCUGAGACGGCCUUGCACAGAGCUGCUGAAGUACUUAACAGCCACCGAUGACAUCCUGCUCCACACCAAAGCCAACGACGUCAAAGGCAGCUGGAGCGGCGUCCCCGGAAGGGACAAGAACAGCCUGGGCCUCGGCGCUUCCUCCUCUUCUUCCUCCUCGCCGUCCUCGUCGUCCACCUCCUCCUUCUCCUCCCUGUCCUCCACUUGUUCUUCGUCCACCGCCGCCUCCAAAAAGAAGUCGUCCGUGCCGCCCCAACCGCCGCCGCCGCCUCCGCCGGCACAGCAGCAUCACCAGCGAGCCAAACCAACCACCUUGCCACUUCCUUUGACCCCAGAGUCUCCAAAUGACCACAAGGGAUCACCGUUUGAGAGCAAAACCAUUGAAUGCACAUUGAGUGUGGAGAUUGCUGGAACCCCAGGUCUGACACCACCUACCACGCCCCCACACAAAGCCAGUCAAGAGAAUCCAUUUAAAGUUUCGCUCAAAACCAAGUUGUCUUCAUGUUCCUCCUCAGCCUUGGCGUGUAAAAGAGCAAGGCUGGUUGAGUUGGGUCUUGGCCCCAACCGGAAGGGUCCCGAACAGACUGAGCUGUAUGCCCAGCUGAGCAGAGCGUCCACCGUGCUCCCGUACGCCGUCACUCAACAAACGGCAGGCGGCGGACUCGAGGAGCAUCGCAGUGCUAGCAACCAUAAGCGGGUUCCUCCCCGCGGCGUCAGUGACCAUGAUUAUUGUCAGGCGAGCACAAAGAAGAACGGCAAUAUGGUCGACGGUGCUAUGACUUCAUUGGGGGAAAAGCUAAUCGUCCCAGGUGCCGCCGCCGCCGCGGCAGGCGCAGUGGGGAACCAGCCUGUCGGAUGUAAGGAUUCAGCCACGCCUCCACCUUCUUCACCUUCAUCAUCAUCUUGCCCUCUAGUGAAGCGGCAAAGAUUAACCUCCGCGACUGGAGAUGACGCUCGUGUCCACGGAGUCGGGAAGGAGUCCCUUCCCCAGAACUCCCAGGUCCCUUCACAACCGGACACCUCAUCCGCCCUGAGCCGCAAGCUCUUGUGCGACCAGGAAAUCCGAGCUGAACUCAACAAGCACUUUGGCCACCCCUUGCGAGCCCUGUACAGUCAGGGUGAGAAGGAGAGGGAGCCAGGCAGCAAAGCCAACAAGGUCAACCCCUCUCCAUCUCUUGAGGAAGAAGAGAUUGACUCCCAAAGGUUGCCUGGCUCCGGCUACCUACAUUCGGGGCUCCUGUCCCUCCACGACGAGCUCGAGCUCGGCCAAGGCCGUGAGAGUCGCUUCUUCUACCCGUGGGAGGGCACCCCUCUGGACCUACUCUUUGACUGCCCCCCAUGUUCUCCCUCCUGUUCCCCACCGUUAAGCUGCUCCCCUUCACGGGGCUCCAUCUCGCCACCGUCCUCCCUCCUUCUGUCACCCAACGGACCUUUCUGCUGGACCGGUGGGAGGUCACGCUCCCGCUCUCGUUCCCACUCUGGCUCUCGGAGCUCUUCCUCAGGCUACCGGAGACGCUCCCUCUCCAGCUCGCCUGAUAGACGGUGUCGCAACAAUGAAUCAAGCACUUUCCGUUCCAGGAGUCAUAAGAGCCCGCAGUCGCGAUCUCCUCUCAGUCGCAGGCCGAGGUACGACAGCUACGAGGAGUAUCAGCACGAGAGGCUGAAGAGGGAAGAGUACCUUCGGGACUGCGAGAAGCGGGAGCUCCAAAUGGCCGAGCAGAAGGACGUGCAACGACAAAAGGCAAUCGGGGAGAGACGGGCGGUGUACGUGGGACGACUGAGGUCCGACUGCACCCGGACCGAGUUGAAGCGGCGCUUUGAAGUCUUUGGCGAGAUUGAAGAAUGUGCGGUCAACUUGAGGGAUGAUGGGGACAAUUUUGGCUUCAUCACAUACCGCUACACGUGCGACGCCCUCGCCGCCCUCGACAACGGACACACCUUGCGGCGGGCCGACGAGCCGCGCUUCGAGCUGUGCUUCGGCGGACAAAAGCAAUUCUGCAAAUCACAUUACACAGACUUGGACUCCCAUUCGGACGACUUUGACCCCGCCUCCACCAAAAGCAAGUAUGACUCCUUGGAUUUUGACAGCUUGCUGAGGGAGGCCCAGCGUAGCCUGAGAAGGUAACCCUCUCGUGGCUUCACGCCCGAGUCGUCCACACCCCCCCGACACGCCACCCACCCCCACGAGGGACUCCCGAUACCUCACUCGCGUCUCUUUCUUUUUGGACGACGAGAAGUUUUACACUCGAUACGCGGUGGAGUAUUGAAGAAGAGUAAAAAGUCUAUAGACCUGUCAUCAGAAUCUAUCCAAAACAAAAGUUUACAUGAACAUAGCUGCUGAAAAGCUGAGCAAGCGACUUUUGGGAAAGCCAGUGAACCCUCAGAACCUGCUGCACGGCUUUGACGGCUGUAGAACCGUAAACGAAGGAAGGGAUUUAAAAAAAAAAAAAAGGAAAAGGGAUUUCCCCCAACCACAACCCGCCCCCUCCCCCAAAGCACUACAAGACCCACAAUUCUUUGGAGGGGGUGAAAAGAUGCAGCUUGUUCAGCCAGAUUUUAUUUUGUUGUUUUUAUUUUUUUCGGGGGGGAGGGGGAGUUCUUGCUGUUUUUUUUUUUUCUUUUUUAAAUCUCUCUGGAUCCGGUGUUACAUUUUAAAAGCAAGCGUUUGAGGGAAUCGUAUCUCUUGUUGUCUACAUUUGAUAGAGAAGUGUAGUUGUGUAUUUGCAAAUAACUCUAAAAAGGAAUAUUUUUUAUGUUCGUGUAAAGUUGGGAAAUAAAGUUGUUUAUUUGUUACAGCUAUGCACUGUAAAACGCAGCCUUUUUCAAAAAUGCGGGGGGAAAAUUUUUUCUUAAUUCCGAAUGUCGAUGGAUGUCGAUAGUAAUUACGAUACUGUAAAACAUAUUGUACGCCGACAUGAUGUUUAGAGACAUAUAAUGAUUGUAAAAAAAAGGCAAAAAAAAUGACCGAUUGCUCAUUUUGAGGCAGCACGUGAUCAAAUGUCUUUUUUUUUUGUAUAAGUUAUUCAGUCUGUUUUUUCCUCACUGUGUAAAAUAUAUUUUUUUCUUUUUUACGUUUUUCAUGAUUGUAAAAACGACCGACCCCAUUUUUUUUUUUUUAUUGAUUAUUUCUAAAACAAUCACAAGAUAUUGUGUAUAUACUGUAUGCGACAUAUUUAUGUGUGUGUACAGUGUGUAAAUAUGUGCAUAUAUAUGUCCAUAUACAGUAUAUGCACAUACAUAAUACAUGUAUGUUUGAUUUUAGUGCUUUGUACGGUUGUCAUUGAUUCAACACAGGGAGACGAUGAUGCAUUGGAAUCUUUUCAAUCAGCGGAAAUUGCGUAUUUAUGUAUUUAUUUUUUGAAUCAGCAAUAUUUAUGGGCUACAUUUUACAUGACUUUUUUUUUUUUUUUUUAAAUAUAUAUAUUUAUUUUUUAAUUUUAUUUAACGCUCAAUCACGAGACAGGGUGUCCAAUAAUUUUUCCAAGGUAGGGAAUAAUACGACCUUCUAUGCCUUUUUUCCGGAACAAUCAGUAGCUUCAUCCAGUCUCAUUACGUCGGCGGCACUUUCCCGCUCGCUUUUUCCUUUCACGUAGAACAGAAAGCAAUAAACGGGGUUUCUUUGCAGAAAUUUCGCGCCAUUUUUGAAAGACUUUGUUGCGUCUCCGCUCUCGCUCGAUUAAGUGAAUGCCAAACGAAAAGUUUACAAUUUCCUUUCUUGAAAUUUUUUUUAAAAAAAGAUCUUUUGAAAAAAGAAAAAAACAUAUACUACUGAUAUUAUUCGCAGUAAUAACAAGAAGAGUAAUAAUAAUCUAAAUAAAAAGAGGGAAAAAUAUAUAAAAAGCAAUAAAUUAUUUUUCAGAAUUGUAUUUUAGUGCUGAUUGUUGUGAUUUUUUAUUUUUAUAUUUUUUUUGACCCAUUACCCAGUUGCUGUGAUGUCAGCGCCCUCGUGCCGGCCGGUCCCUUUAAGACGUCUCUGCGCCGGUAAAUGCACGUGUGACCUUUUGUGACAUCCGUUUGUGGCAAACUCCCGACUUUAGUGUUCAACGUGGUCGUGUUUGUGGUUUGCUAGUGUGCAUGGCCAAAAACGAGAGGGUGCUGACAAUGGGAGAAAAAAAAAAAACUCCCGCCUACCUCAUGGUAGGCCAAAUGUUUCCAUGCAAUGUUUUCUUGACGUUGGUUUGGGUAAUGGCGUCCCGUUUUUAAUAGAUGUGCGGCUUUAAUCAGUGUAAUAAACUGCUUUGUAAAUGGCCUAGAGUAGCAAUAUAUUAGAGCAAUUUUUAGUAUUGUGACCUACCGAGGAUUUUGCCACUGCUUUGUCGGGUAAUCAUGUUUUUCUUUGGAAGGACAAUAUGUGUGGGUGUGAUUUUAUGUGUGGAGAGGGAAUUUUGUGCGUGUGUGUGCGUGUGUAUGUGUGUGUGUGUGUGUCCUAUCCACGUUGCCUUACCAAUGCCUUUGUGGUUCUACCUAUUGUAGGAAUUUUCUUGUGAAUUUCAUUUUUCAUGUGCAAUUCUCAUCAGCCUCAUCAUGCCAAUAAAGGGAAAAAUGUGACUAUA
Syngnathus acus (greater pipefish) is the source of this 5401-nucleotide messenger RNA. It is a transcript of the gene ppargc1a, whose product is annotated as peroxisome proliferator-activated receptor gamma, coactivator 1 alpha. Gene Ontology annotation, cellular component: nucleus. Gene Ontology annotation, biological process: positive regulation of transcription by RNA polymerase II. The record is from RefSeq and is a predicted model, not a curated record. Gene Ontology annotation, molecular function: transcription factor binding; RNA binding. Lineage: Eukaryota; Metazoa; Chordata; Actinopteri; Syngnathiformes; Syngnathidae. Bases 244 to 2973 code for a protein of 909 amino acids. The transcript has 13 exons.